AUGAAUCCCGAGAGAAAGAACAUUCACAAUUACAAAUUUGUGGAACCUCAUUUGGUUGCCUUGAGAGGACUAGGGGCACGUCUAGAUCUUGGACACAAAGACGAUUUCAAGACGUCCUAUGGCAACCUUUUGGGAAUCCUGAACACCGAAGUCAAUACCACUGUUGUGCACACUCUGGUGCAAUUCUAUGAUCCUUCGCUGAGAUGCUUUACAUUCCAAUAUUACCAGUUGGCACCCACAUUCGAAGAGUAUUCACACAUUCUGGGUAUUAGGAUCAAGAACCAGGUGCCUUAUGUUCGCACUAAGGAACUUCCCAAAUAUCAAGACCUUGCUGAAGCUCUCCACAUAGGGAAGAAGGAAGUGGAACUGAACUUGAAACCUAAAGGUGGAAUUCAUGGCUUCACCUCAAAGUUUCUAGUGGACAAAGUUAUUACCUUCUCCGAAGCUGGAAGUUGGACGAAUUUCAACGCCAAUCUAGCUCUACUAAUCUAUGGGAUCGUACUACUUUCGAACAUGGAAGAAUUCGUAGAUAUGGCUACUAUUCACAUCUUCCUAACUCAUAAUCCUAUUACCACUCUUCUUGAUGAUACUUACUACUCCAUCCACGUGAGGACCCAGAAGAAGAAAGGAACCAUCGUCUUCUAUAAUCCUUUGUUGUAUAAAUGGUUUAUUUUGCAUAUACCUAGCAAAGGCCCUUUUGUUGAAAAUAAAGACAACUUGAAGUGGUCCCAGCAGAUCAUGUCCUUGAACGCCGAAGACAUCUCUUGGUAUUCUCGAAUCUACAACAACGUCAAGCUCAUCCUCAACUGUGGUGAUUUUCCUAACGUACCUCUUCUUGGUACGAAAAUGGGAAUCAAUUACAAUCCGAGGUUGGCAUUACGACAGUUGGGAUACCCCAUGGUAGACAAGCCUGAUCUCAAGGGUGUGGAAGGUUUCAUCUUGUAUGAAGGGAUUGAAGAUCCAGAUUUAGUCAAGAAGAUCGUCAAGGCUUGGGGAGCAAUAAGUACUCAAGGGAGAGCAGAAAUAGGUAAGAAGAAUUGCAUAUCCAAAGAAGCUUACGCCAAAUGGGUAAAAGACAAAGUUGGGGAGAUUUUGCUGCCAUUUUCGCCUGAACCAUCCAUGAGCGUCAAGCCUCUUGAGCCAAUAAUCCAUCAAACUUCUAAAGUCGAUAAAUUGAAAAGAGUUAUCAAAUCCCUAGUGAGAGAGAAUGUUGAUCUCAAAUAUAGACUUGGUAAGAUCUUCUUGGAGAAAGAAACUUUGAAGUUCAAUUUGAAUCAGAAAAGAGAUAGGGUGCGUCAAGUAGAUGAUGAGGUGCAAACAGAGGUAUUCAAAAGAAUCAAAGUGGGUGACACACUCAAGGGAACUUAUUCCAGUUUGACAGCCAAAAAGAAACAGGUAGCCGAGACUCAAUACCAGGCUUGCAAAGCAGAGCUUAAUUACAAAGAACAGGCCAAGAAGCUCUGA
Messenger RNA from Lathyrus oleraceus (garden pea), 1464 nucleotides. RefSeq lists its product as uncharacterized. The transcript has a single exon. The record is from RefSeq and is a predicted model, not a curated record. Bases 1 to 1464 code for a protein of 487 amino acids. Lineage: Eukaryota; Viridiplantae; Streptophyta; Magnoliopsida; Fabales; Fabaceae.